CCGGGAUUUGUUUUUUACGGUUUCUUCUUUUUUUUACGUUUUUUUCUUUUUUGUCUAUUCCCUAUUUUUCCCUUAUUUUACCUCUGGGAGCUAAACCAGUCAAUUUUUGUUAGCUUUUUAUGAGGUUGAUUGUUCCUCCUCCUCAUUUAGAUAAAUUUCAGUUAGAAUAUCUAAUCAGUAUAUCCGAUGAUUUCCUGGGAUCCUUCAACCAUAUAUGCAAAUCUGAGUUGUAUUUUUCAUGUGUAACAGGGAUCCUGCCGACAAAAAAAAAUUCCCGAUUUUGGCAAUUCGGCAUCCUGACCCAAAAAAUCCUCGGGAAUUCCCGAUUUUCGGGAAUCGAGACGACGGGAUCCCUGAUGAAACAGAGAAAAUGGGCAAGAAAUACUAUAAAACCCCUUUUUGUUUUAAUAAGGUCCACGUAUUCCUCGGCCAGCCAACAACCCCAGGCGCUCCCUGCCCUGGCGAGGAUAAAACGGUCUAUCGACGCGGCGCCCGUCGUUGGGUUCACAAAAAGAAAUAUUUCAUCAGCGGGCAUUGUUUCCAGCCUAAACGAUUAAAUAAAAGAACAAUCUGUGCUUUGUGUGAGGACACAAUUUGGGGAUUGGGACAUGCAGGUUUUCGAUGUAUGGACUGUGGAAUGUGUGUACACAAAAAAUGUCAUAAAUAUGUUGCUGAAAAGUGUUGUUCGAGAACUUUUGUGGUAGGGGAGGAAAAUAGUGGAGGAGGUGGUAUUUCUCAACAUAAAGUGCCGUCUUUGAAGAGUGCUACGUCUAUUAGAGGAGAUGAAAAUUUGGUGCCUUCAGAGCAUCAAAAAAUUGAAAGAACAAUUUCCAAUACGAACGGAAUAACAGAUCCCAAUUUAUUAGAAGUUGGUGGAACAGUUGGAAAUGGGGGAGAUUUACCUGUUCAGUGGAGCAUGGGAUUAGAUGACUUUGAAUUACUUACGGUGAUAGGACGUGGUUCAUAUGCUAAAGUUGUGCAAGCUGAACAUAGGCGAACAGGCCAAAUUUAUGCGAUAAAAAUAAUCAAGAAGACUGUCUGUAUUGAUGAGGAGGACACUGACUGGAUCCAAACAGAAAAAUCUGUUUUGGAAACGGCUUCCAACCAUCCCUUUCUUGUUGGAUUGCAUUCUUGUUUUCAGACUGCUUCUCGCCUCUUUUAUGUCAUCGAAUUUAUCCCUGGCGGUGAUUUAAUGUUCCAUAUGCAAAGACAACACAAACUACCUGAAGAACAUGCACGUUUUUAUUCUGCUGAAGUUAUUUUAGCUCUACAUUUUUUGCAUACUAGAGGCAUAAUUUAUCGAGAUCUAAAAUUGGAUAAUGUACUAUUAGACGCUGAAGGACAUGUCAAAUUGACUGAUUUUGGGUUUGUUUUUGUAUUUUUAUAA
Meloidogyne enterolobii is the source of this 1387-nucleotide messenger RNA. NCBI's taxonomy places the organism in Eukaryota, Metazoa, Nematoda, Chromadorea, Rhabditida, Meloidogynidae. The record is from the annotation of a GenBank genome assembly.